Messenger RNA from Brassica rapa (field mustard), 5243 nucleotides. Its product is annotated as GTP cyclohydrolase 1. Gene Ontology annotation, biological process: tetrahydrofolate biosynthetic process; tetrahydrobiopterin biosynthetic process. The record is from RefSeq and is a predicted model, not a curated record. NCBI's taxonomy places the organism in Eukaryota, Viridiplantae, Streptophyta, Magnoliopsida, Brassicales, Brassicaceae. Gene Ontology annotation, cellular component: cytoplasm. Gene Ontology annotation, molecular function: GTP binding; GTP cyclohydrolase I activity; zinc ion binding.
GUACCCAACAGUUCACUUCUAUCUUCACCUCGCUUCUUCCCCACGUGAACUCUUCUCCUAUCAGUAAGAUUUAUGCAAGCGCUACUUAAAUCAAUCCAACAGUUGUGUAAUUGUUGCUACAAAAGAUAAAAAUCGAAUCCCCAGAGUUAGUCCAAGUCCAAAGUUACUGUCACAGUUCUUGAAGUGUUUUCUACACAAGUUUUAGUGUUUGUUUCCAACUACAAUACCACCUCUUUCUGUUGGGCUAUGUGGCAAAUAACUUGCUAAUCUGGCUCAAUAUCAUUUGGGCUAUGACAAAAAAUCUUAUGGGCCUUAAGUUAAAUUUUUAGAACUCCACUGAUCCUCUUUGCUUCCCUAUUCUCGUAUGUUCUUUAUUUUUAGAUGCCCUGCUAUCGGUUCAUCUAUUCAGCCUCGGUAGAAACACAUUCUGAAGAUGCAACAAGAACGAAGUCAAAAAAAAAAAAAAAAAAAGAUCCAACAAGAACCAUGUAAUGUUAAAGAAAAUACGAAAGAGAGAUUAAUUGCUACGAUAUUUUUAUGUUACGUGAUAGUGGACAUGUUGGUGUCGGUUACAAAUAUGAUUAAUUAUCAAGUCUAUAAAUCUCAGAUUAUCAAUUAGCGUUUACCAUUUGAUCUUAGUUCGUUUCUAUUACCAUUGGUUAAAAAACACAGCGUGGAAUAGCAAGUCUACCACGUGAAACACGUGAAUCUCGAGCACGAGAUCGACUUUGAUUUAGACUCGUAGUUGGCUACUGCUAAGAAAAGGUCCCACACUAUCUUGAUCUCCAAACGAAUCAUCACCGUAGAGGGACCUACGCGAGAGCUAGUUGGGGCAAGUGACAUACAGACAAACUAAUUUUCAUUAAUUUUACUAGAGAUUGAAGAACUCAAAUAAUUUAAUCGCUAAUGUCCAUGCGUAUUUGGUUGGAAACUUUGUUAUCUUAUAUGGUGUGUGCCUCCACAUGUUAUGAUAUUUGCUAGAUCAGCUAGCCUCUGGUAUAAACUAUUCUUAAAAAAUAUUACCUGAGGUAGGUAAGAGUAAUACCCACUACUUUCUCAUUUUAAACUAUUCCACGCAAUUUCUAUAGACAAUCAUACAAAUUUUGGUUGUUGAGCUUUUUUUUUUAAUUUGAUUUGUUUCAAAACUUAUCAAUGCCAUCAACUGUGUAGUAAAAACUCGAAGUUGUUUUUUUUUUCUCUGUAUGUGAUCUUCUUUAACGAUGUAUGUAGUAUCCCGAUCCAAUCAAUGACAAAAUAAGAAGAUAAUAUAAAUUUAAGGAUCUCGCCAUGUUAAUAUGCUAUCAAACCAACAAACAUAUAUAAACAAGUUGGUGUAGCUAGCACCGAACAAUAAAAAGAUACGGAAACAGAACCAUUGUUACUGCGAACAUCAAGGUUUUAACCACGGAUAAAGGUUGAUAAAAAAAAAAAACAAAAACCACGGAUAAAGGUUGGUUUUUGUUUCGUGUUUAACAUAGUGAAUAAAACGAAUUCCACCAACAUCGUUACAGAAAUAAACUAAAAUUAGAUUAGAAAAGAGAAGCGAUAUCUAAGAAUUUAAUUAUACAUGCAAAGUUUAUCAUAACUCAGAAGUUUUAGAGUGAUGUAGGUCAAAAACUCUAAAGCUUCUGAGAUAGAUACUCACUUAAGAAAAUAUUAUUCUAAAAACUUCAUGUAUUAUUUAUGAAAUAUUUAUGGUGAUAUUUUUCUAAUAAUCAUAGAUUUGUGCAUGUGGAAUAGUUUCUGGUGAAUAUACACAUGUCACGAGAAGAAUUUCAUAAUGGAGUUGCUUGAAGAGUUUUUUUUUCUUUGCUAAAAAGAGUUGUUCAUAAUAAUUGUAGUUAGUUGCAUCGGAUCGCAAUCGUAUCAUUAUAUUAUUAAAUCAUACUACAAGGGAUACUAAAACAAUAACAGAUUAUGAAAGUUUUAACAAAAAAAGGCAUAUGGCGCACACAGACAAAAAAAGGACUGUCUUUUUCUCAAAUAUUGAAGUACCUUUGCUUAUUACAGGAACAAAAUAAUUUCUAUUAGCUUUAUAACUUUAUCUAAUAUGUAAAUGACACUAAAAUGGCAUACGUGUAUAAUGACAUAAUAUUAUAAAUUAAACACGACAAUUUCUGUAUUACAUGGGGGAUCGCAACGAAAUCAAAUCUUCUUCCUGUUUUCUUUUAUAUGUUCGGUAAAAUAUCUUGAUCACUCAACAGGAUUGGUUUUAUCAUAUAUUUAUCAUUUAAAUAAUAAACACUUUCACUAUAUAUAUCAAAUCCAAGGAAAAGAAUUGUGUAGUCAAUCAUCCUUUCUUCUCCCAUGGAUACCUCAGGUACUUCCUCGUUAUGCUUGACUUCAUUGCAUAACAAAACCUCUUUCUAAUACAUUUGAUCAUUGCAAACAAACCUACAUUAAUGUAUAUCAGUAUCAAUGCUCUUCUGCUAUUGAUUUGGCAAUCUUUCUUCCCCAAAACAUGCUUGGUUCUAUUUUCUCAAAAGGAAAAUAAACUAAAGUAUGUUUGAUUCCAUAGUUUUACAAUGACACGUGGCCCGUAUAGCUUUGCAAAGAGAGGAUUAACUCUUAAGCAUUUUAGAAAGUUUUGUUAAUAGUUUUUCUUUCUUCCUGCACCAUGGCUUUCUCAGUGGGUCGAGGAAGAUAAAGCUAAAUUAUUCCACUUAAUUGUAAAUCUAUAUUGCGUCCAUACUAGCCCGUUUUCAAGUUUAAGAUAUUCUUUUUGUGGAUUCGGAUUUUUGUUUUGUUUUUUUUUUCUUUCUUUCUGAAACUAUAGUUUUUAGUUCUUUUGAAUUUUUAUAAUAUCAUAUAUUUAUUUUUGAAACAUAUGUCACUUUUGAAUGCUUUUGUUGUACUACUACUCUAUACUGCCUAUUUAUAGCAAGAGCGCAUAUCCUGAUUUUAUUCGCCUUUUCUCCGAUAGCGACACUUUCCCUUUCGACUGAUAUUGCUUUUAUUAUUCUGCAUCUAUCCCAUCUUGAACGCUUUUGUUAUCACUUAUUAGAUAUGUAAGCUUACCACAAAAAAAAUAUAAUACUAAUGAAAAAAAAACAUUAAAAAUAUAAUGUGAGAUCUGAUUCGAAAGGAAUCCGGUUAUUGGAGAAUACAUACUCAAUUCAGGAUAAUUUAAUUAAUUAGAACCCGGUAGGUGAGUAAAAAACAAUCCACUAAAGUAAAUAAAAAAACAUGCUAAAGGAACAUUAGGACAAAACAAACGUGAGUUAGGUGAAAGAGAUCGAAAAAGGGACGAUCAGACAGAAAAUCUUGGAGGACAGAACAAGAUAUAGUAAAAUAGUUUCCUUUUUUUUGUUUGGUCUCGCAAGAUGCUCUGAUGACAAUUACGCUUUAUAAUACUCGAGAAGUUACAUAAUAAUAAUAAUAAAAAUAAAACAUUAUCAUGAUACUAUUUUUUAAAUCGAUUUAUGCGAAUCCACAUAAUAACUGGAUCAACGGCAACCCAUCGUUUCUUCCCACCCGCGUAUUAUCCCUCGUCUUCUCAAAAAAUUUUCCGAUUAGUUUUCCCAGAAACGAAAAAUCUGUUUUUUUUUUCUAGUGGAGACGAUUCAUCGUGGUGCUGAAUUUUACUGGACAUCUGGAAAAAAUUUCAAUUUUUUCAAAAUUAUUUUGAAUCGCUUAUUGUCUCUUUUUUUUCUUCUUCUUCAAUGGGAGCAUUAGAUGAAGGACGUUUGAAUCUAGAGCUUGAGACUGGAAUCAAAAACGCCUGCAUUGAUCUCGCUUUCGAGCACCAACCAGAGACUUUAGCCAUCCAAGACGCUGUCAAGCUUCUCCUCCAAGGCCUUCACGAGGAUGUCAACAGAGAAGGCAUCAAAAAGACUCCUUUCCGCGUCGCCAAGGCCCUUCGUGAAGGCACCAGAGGUUAUAAGCUAAAGGUGAAGGAGUAUGUACAGAGUGCUCUGUUUCCAGAAGCAGGGCUAGAAGAUGGCAUUGGACAAGCGGGAGGAGUUGGAGGACUCGUCGUCGUUCGAGACCUCGACCACUACUCUUACUGUGAGUCUUGCUUGCUUCCUUUUCACGUCAGGUGCCACGUGGGUUACGUCCCAUCUGAGCAGCGUGUUUUGGGACUUAGCAAGUUCUCCAGAGUCGCUGACGUUUUCGCCAAGCGGCUCCAGGAGCCCCAGGGUUUGGCUGAUGAUAUAUGCUCUGCUCUCCACCACUGGGUCAAACCCUCUGGCGUCGCUGUUGUUCUGCAGUGCUCUCACAUUCACUUCCCAUGCUUGGACGUAAAGUCUCCAAGCGAUAAUGGGUUUGUGAAGCUCAUGGUUUCCUCCGGGUCAGGAGUUUUCGACGACGAAGGGUCGAGUCUUUGGGGUGAGUUCUUGAGUUUCUUGAAGCUCAAAGGCGUAAAGACGGAAGCUUUGUGUGGCUCUGUGAAGAAAGAGUGGUGUCCUAGCGUUAAAACCUCGUCUGAAGAAGAAGAUCCUGAGAUGGUUUCCGCGGUUGUUUCGAUUCUCAAGUCGUUAGGAGAAGAUCCGUCGAGGGAAGGGCUCAUUGCUACACCCUCUAGGUUCCUCAAGUGGAUGAUGAACUUCCAAAACGUUAACCUCGAGAUGAAGCUUAACGGCGUUAACGGCGUUAACGGCGUCAAAGCCAACGGCGAGGUCAAGCUGCACUGUGAACUGAACUUACCGUUUUGGUCAAUGUGUGAGCAUCAUUUGCUUCCUUUCUACGGAGUUGUUCACAUUGGCUACUAUUGUGGUGAAGGAUACAGCCACAAGUCAUUGAUGAAGUCUAUUGUACACUUCUAUGGGUUCAAGCUUCAAGUGCAAGAGAGGAUGACGCGUCAGAUAGCUGAGACGCUAUCGCCUCUCGUUGGUGGGGAUGUGAUUGUUGUAGCGGAAGCAGGGCAUACUUGUAUGAUCUCUAGAGGGAUUGAGAAGUUCGGAAGCAGCACUGCUACUAUUGCUGUUUUGGGUCAGUUUUCAAAUGAUGGUUCUGCAAGAGCCGAGUUUCUAGACAAGAUCCAUGCAACGGCUGCCUUGAAGGCAGAUGCAAGCUCCCCAUUUUGAGUGGGUUUUUUUGUUUGUUUGGUAUCAAUAAUCACUUCGAAGUUUCGAAACUAAGGAAGCGAUUUGAUUUCUUGGUUAUUGAUUCUUCUUCUAUCAAUCAUGUUAAGAUGUGUCAUUCUCUUUAUAAUAAAUAGAAAGAGAUCUUGUGAACCAUUAUACAUUCUACUAUUGGGAUUUGUUUCCAGGAAAUAGAUGAUUUGGAAUGUUAUCAAGUCA